Molecule: messenger RNA, 649 nt
Organism: Oncorhynchus masou masou (cherry salmon)
Lineage: Eukaryota; Metazoa; Chordata; Actinopteri; Salmoniformes; Salmonidae
Product: small ribosomal subunit protein bS16m-like
Exons: 3
Coding region: 141-542 (133 amino acids)
Biological process (GO): mitochondrial translation
Cellular component (GO): ribosome; mitochondrial small ribosomal subunit
Molecular function (GO): structural constituent of ribosome
Source: RefSeq, a predicted model, not a curated record
GAAGAACAUCACUUCCUGUUUAAAAAUGGCUGCACCCUUACUAAUGUCACAUUAGACAAAAGUGCUCUUUUCUGUAAUGUUGAAAACGUGUUCGAUCUCUUACAUAUUCGUUUGACCUCUUUUGCAGGGUAUACCUAAACAUGGUCCAUCUAUCAUCCUUCCUACUGAAGACGUACCAUGGAGGACACAUUGUCAUCAGAUUGGCAAUGGCUGGCCACAAACAGUCUAACAGACCUUUCUACCGCAUUGUGGCAGCUUACAACAAGCGAGCACGAGACAGUAAAUACAUAGAACAGCUGGGCUCUUAUGACCCCCUGCCAAACAUCUACAAUGAGAAACUGGUCAGCAUCAACUCUGACAGGAUCAAGUACUGGAUGGGCUGUGGUGCACAUCCAACGAAGCCUGUGGCCAAACUUCUAGGACUGGCUGGGUUCUUCCCCCUGCAUCCCAUGACGGUGACAGAAACAGAGCGUCACAGGGCCCUGGCAGAACUAGCAGAGGAAGCAGCUCCAGAGGAUGGAGUUAAGCAGCAGCAACUAUGAUAGCUGGAGCAUGGGGGACUGUCAAGCAUAACAGGGUGUGGUUACCUUACACAAAGGACAGCUAGAAAUGACAUUCUCCUACCAAAAGUUUUACUUUUUCCAGUGAA